Molecule: messenger RNA, 2763 nt
Organism: Argentina anserina (silverweed cinquefoil)
Lineage: Eukaryota; Viridiplantae; Streptophyta; Magnoliopsida; Rosales; Rosaceae
Exons: 2
Coding region: 392-2383 (663 amino acids)
Source: RefSeq, a predicted model, not a curated record
CCCCUCUUCUUUGCUUCGUCAUUUCCGCAUCGCUCUCUCCUCUUCUUCUCUUUUCUCAUCCUCUCUCUCUCUCUCUCUCUCUAGCCGGCGCCUCCCAAAACCCUAGCUCUCACCGCCGAAACCCAAUCGAAAUCCGGAGGAUGCUUGAUUUCCAUAAGGAUUUUGCAAGGGAACCUCGUUUUCUGGGAUACAUGCGCAGCUGAUUACUGAACAGCUGGUUUAAAGCUCCUUUAAAAUGGAUAGGCGCGACACAUCAGGAUUUGUUAGUGGGGGUGGGAUGUACUUUUUCAGAGACAUCUAACCCUAACUUGUAGAUUAAUUUGUUUAGCUCAGAAGUUUUUGCAAUUUGAUUAGCUUGUGUAUAAUAGUAUUCCAGUAGCUGUGUUACUUAAUGGACAAUAGGCCGCAGAACCUGGGUUUUGCUGCUAAUUACUCCUCAGAUGUUUUCAAGAUAUUGGGCAAUGCGAUGCCAAUUCACGGAGCUGGAGGUGACUUUUGCACAGAUACCACCUUGCGUCUCAAUUCCCCUGGUUCUUCAAGUUACAUGCCAGGCCCAAAAGGAACCAAACGGAAGUGGAGUGUGAUUGAUGGAACCUUGAACCAACAUGCCGGCUCUUCACUUUCUCUAGGUCUUCGCCGUUCACCUAGUUCUUCAGACAGCAAGGGGAGUUCAGCAACUGUUUGCACUACAAUGUCAUCAGCCAAAGAAACAGAUGAGGAGUCCUCAAUGGAUCUUGAACUGGACUUUUCGCUACAUUUGGGAAAUGAGAAGGUUAGCCUGAAGAAACCUGCUCAUUCUAACCUGACUGCACUAGACCUCCAGCCUAAGGUGGACUUAGAGUUAAGUCUCUCCACAGUCCUCUGUGAAUCUGGAAUCACUUCUGUGAAUCGAAGUUCUACUUCUGUUCAUUCAGGCAUGGAGAUUCCACAAGUGGUUUGCGGUGGGGCCCAAAAUGCAGAUGAAGUAUCAACUUCAUGCCUCUGGAAGCCAAGGAUCGCCGUGAAGCCAUUCCAGACUUCCCUAAAUCCGGCGGUUCACUUCCUUUUCAAACCAGUUCCAAAGAAGCUUGAUUCCAUCCCUACCGUUCCGGACAUCUCCUCUAGCAUAUUGACCACACCAACUAGCUCAGCAUGUACUUCUGGGAUCACUCACAGACUGCAGCCGCAGCAUCGCAGCUCCAAUUCAAAGACUUGCCAGGUUGAGGGAUGUGGAAAGGGUGCCAGAGGUGCCUCUGGCCGUUGCAUAUCUCAUGGUGGUGGCAGGAGAUGUCAGAGAGCUGGCUGCCACAAGGGUGCUGAAGGCCGCACAGUGUACUGUAAAGCCCAUGGAGGUGGCCGGCGAUGUGAAUUCCUGGGGUGCACCAAGAGUGCUGAAGGGCGCACAGAUUUUUGUAUUGCCCAUGGUGGUGGUCGGAGGUGUAGUCAUGAUGGUUGCACCAGAGCUGCCAGAGGCAAAUCAGGUUUGUGCAUCCGUCAUGGUGGUGGCAAGAGAUGUCAAAGAGAAAACUGCACAAAAAGUGCCGAGGGACUCUCAGGCCUUUGCAUCUCACAUGGAGGCGGUCGCAGAUGCCAAGCUAUAGGGUGCACAAAAGGGGCACAAGGGAGCACCAUGUUCUGCAAGGCACAUGGCGGAGGCAAGCGAUGCACUGCUCCAGGUUGCACCAAGGGAGCUGAAGGGAGCACACCCUUUUGCAAGGGCCAUGGUGGAGGGAAGAGGUGUGCAUUCCAAGGUGGUGGGCAUUGUACAAAGAGUGUUCAUGGCGGUACCAACUUCUGUGUGGCACAUGGGGGUGGAAAGCGAUGUGCUAUGUCUGAGUGUACAAAGAGUGCUAGGGGACGGACUGAUUACUGUGUCCGACAUGGUGGAGGAAAAAGGUGCAAGUUUGAAGGGUGUGGCAAAAGUGCACAAGGCAGCACUGACUUCUGCAAGGCCCAUGGUGGAGGAAAAAGAUGUUCUUGGGGCCAUCCUGGAUCUGUUUAUGGUCGCCAAGCUGCUGGUCCUUGCAACUCAUUUGCAAGGGGGAAGACAGGUCUUUGUGCACUCCAUAGUGGUCUGGUUCAGGACAAGAGGGUCCAUGGAGGUGUUACCCUGGGGCCUAUAGUUCAGGAACCUAAACUUGGGCAUGUGAACGAAGUUGAUGAUAUGAAUGUUGAUGAUGCCAUGACCGUUGGGAGUGUAGCUACUACAGUAAGCAGAAGCUGCUCUGACCUGAAGCACAGUGGUAACUCCGAUGGGCAACCUGUCAUUGUUCCAGAAGGCCGUGUCCAUGGGGGAAGUCUGAUGGCACUGCUUGCAGGUGGCCCAGAUAGCACCAAUACGAACAUCAAGGGAAGUGAUCCAUCACUGUCAAUGAAAUCUUAUAUCCCCAAGAACUGGAUGUAAGGCCUAUUUCUCAACUGUGUUAUUUGGUUUGGUCUCAGUAAUUGGCAGAGUUUCUCUCAGGUCAAUCUGUCUUGUGUCCUUUGCUUCUUAGCAUAUGUUUAGUCAAUUACUGGGUUUGAUAUAUAGCAAUAGAAGUUCUCAUUCAUUGGUUCUAAUGGAGGGAACCCUCUAAGUGCCUAAAAGACCUUAGCGUAACUGAUUGGUGGUAUAUCAAGGUUAGGGGCAUAGUUAGCAUUUAGAGUCUGGUCUUUGGUGUUCUUUCAUGUAAAUAUUUAUAAAAUGUCCGGCAGUCAUGUUGUGUAUACAGGUCUUUACCACCUGUAAGGUCGGUCAGUUUGUCGGACAUCUUGGUGCAAUAAAUAAAGCCUUUGUUGAGAUCA